Messenger RNA from Lindgomyces ingoldianus, 1239 nucleotides. RefSeq lists its product as uncharacterized. The record is from RefSeq and is a predicted model, not a curated record. The transcript has a single exon. Lineage: Eukaryota; Fungi; Ascomycota; Dothideomycetes; Pleosporales; Lindgomycetaceae. Bases 1 to 1239 code for a protein of 412 amino acids.
AUGGCGACAAUUUUACUCGCGCCAAUUGAACGGCUUCCAAUCGAGUUACUCGAGCCAAUAUUCUUUCGCUCGAAUAACAUCCAUCUUCCGCUGGCUAGCCAUGUCGUCGGCACUAAAUUGUCGACAGAGCUCGCCUUUAAGACCUUGAGCAUACGAAUUCUCUUUAAAGGCGAUGACAAGGAAAGCCAAUUACCGCAGUCACCGGAUGUAUCACUUGAAGUCGUUCAAACCAAAACUCAGCACAUAUUUUGGCCUUUGACUAAGAGUGAGAGGAAAAGGAGGAAGGACAAAGCCGCUCGGGAGGCACUCGACUUGUAUACUGGAAUUUGGGAGGGCCGAGUGGUGACCAGCCCCCAGUAUCGAAUCUUCUCAGCCAAAUUUAUGACUUUUGAGAGGUUCAAGAAGUAUCUCGCUAUUGCCUUGGGAUCCGAAGAAGUAGCUAAGGAGCUAUUGGAGAUGAGUCUUCAUACUGUCAACCAACUCAGCUUAUUCGGCAGCCACUUGCCCGAUGCGAUGGAAGAUCCGAUCGGGAAUGAGAUACGCAUGACCCUCAAAUAUUGGUGUCUGCAUUCUGCCCUGCCACUCAAAUUCAUGAGACCGCCGUUCUCGAGGCAGAAGGCGGAGUUCUUGCACCUACUUCUACGUCUUCAGUUUACGAUAACGGCAGCUCAGCGUCAAGAAGUUGAAAAUCAGUUGAAACCGGCCAUGGAAGCAGCUAUUUCCGAACCCAAUGAAGUUCUAUUGGCCUGUCUUUUCUCAAGCACAAUUGGUUUUUUGGUCUCACCUACGCUCCUCAAACGCGUAAUUCUAUCUCCGGAGAUAUCGGCCUCUGUCCUCACUAUCAUGAUAGACGCUCACUACUUCCACACCGACCAAUGCUUGACCCAUAAAUGUCCUCUUCAAAUCCUCCCCGGACUCGAGGAGAUUCCAGGCUGGUCAAGUGACGAACUGACAAGGAUUAACGACAAUUUGGGUAAUGAUCAGGGAAAAAAGAUAUUCUAUCCGAGAGAAUGUCGCGAGGCUGAUUUGAAGGCGCCAAGGCGCCUCUAUGAUGAAGUUGAGCUGAGAACGAUAAGGUGGCCGGUCAUUCCGAGGAGCUUAUUUCAGACAAACGGCGAGGCGAAUGUUGAAGAGGAAGGUAUAUCCCAUGUGACGCCUGCCUCGGGGGAGAGUUGGAGGAUUAGGAUGGCCAGGAAGGUGAAGGGGAUUAUACCGGGUUGGCUUGGAAGGGGAGCCUGA